AUGGUUGCUGUAUAUGGUUCCUUGUUUUUGAAUAAAUGUAGAAGAGGCUCUUUUGCAUCUUCUGGAGUUACGGGUGAAACUGCAACCUUAGGUUUUCUGGGUUUUUGCACUGACGUGCGAACCACAAAUCGACUUCUUGAUCGAGCAUUUUCACUUUUCAGGUUAACAGGUCCCAGUAUUGCAAUGAGCAGAUGCGAUAACGAAGAUGCAAAAGAAGUACCAAGUUAUGUUUCAGAAAAGGAAAGGAAAGAGAUAAUGAGCAUUGGCGCUGAACGUGUUGCUGGUGGUGCCCAAGCUUAUACAGAGGAUAAUUUCUUCGGGUCCGAGCGAAAUGGCGUUGAAGAUAACGGCGUGGGCACAUUCGGGAAUAUUUGCCUUUGUGGUUGCGUGUUUUGUUUAUGGGAUUCAAGUUCAGCACCUCCACCUCAAUCAGUUGUCUCUCAACCAUCCAAGCCAGCAAAGAAAGUGGCAAUUGCGAUAUCAGUUGGGAUUGUCACUUUGGUAAUGUUUUCGGCACUGGCAUUCUAUCUCUACAAACACAGAGUGAAACAUCCUGAUGUUUCACAAAAGCUUGUUAGUGGUAAUUCAUCUGGUGGUUUUGAGAUCCAUUUUUUUUUCAUUCAACGCAGCGAGGUUGAAUUGGUCUGGGAUGCAAAUGAAUUUUCUCUCCCAGGUCUGUGCGCGUGGAGCAGAAUUAUGACGACGUCUUCUGUUCAUAGCUUCACAGAUAGCGAGGCUGAUGAGCAACAAAAACACUCUGAGCCUCAAAUCCAGUCAUCUUUGGAUACUGGGAUAACUCCUCCUGGCAUUACAUCACAGAAUAUGCAUUAUGCAUCACCUGCAAUUGGAGUUGGAAAUGCUAUGGCACAAACAGCUUACCCAUAUCCAGAUCCUUACUACCGAAGUAUCUUUGCUCCCUAUGACACACCGCCUUAUCCUUCACAACCUUAUCCAUCCCAACCAAUGGUUCAUCUUCAGUUGAUGGGAAUUCAGCAAGCCGGUGUUCCUUUGCCCUCGGAUGCUGUCGAGGAGCCUGUCUUUGUCAAUGCAAAACAAUACCACGGCAUAAUGCGACGUCGGCAAUCUCGCGCAAAAGCUGAGUUGGAGAGUAAAGCUGCUAAGUCUCGGAAGCCCUACUUGCACGAAUCUCGACAUUUGCACGCAUUGAGAAGAGCUCGGGGAAUGGGGGGUCGUUUUCAGAAGAAGAGUGAGAACCAGCAGGAAGAGGUAGAAUCAGGGAAUCAAUCGCAGGCCAACAUCAAUCUAAACUUGGAAAAAAAUGCUCCCACUUCCUCAGAAAGUGCCUAG
Messenger RNA from Fraxinus pennsylvanica, 1308 nucleotides. The record is from the annotation of a GenBank genome assembly. Lineage: Eukaryota; Viridiplantae; Streptophyta; Magnoliopsida; Lamiales; Oleaceae.